UUCUGUUAACUCACUAGGUGGAAUCCACAUGGUAUGCGAUUUCCUUAUUAUUCAACUAUAUUGCAGAAAAAUGGCUAGAGAACCUGACGAAGAAUUAAAAAAGGCUUUCUCGCAGUUGCACGAGAAAAUGCUCGACACCACCCAGAAAUUAAAAUUGGCAGACAUACAGAUCGAAAAAUUGAAAAGAUCCAAGCAGUUCGCCGAACUAACCAUAAAAGAAAUAACUUCUUAUCCGGAAAAGACCAAAACCUACGAAUCCGUCGGCAGAAUGUUCCUCUUGGAUGACAUGGAGAGCAUUAAAACUGGUCUAGAAAAACGUAUGAAGAAUUUUGACGAUAAAGUGAAGACUUUGGAGAAUAAUAAAACGUAUUUACAACAGAAUUUAAAAGAAUGUGAGAAUAAUAUCAGGGAAAUGAUUCAACAAAAACAGAACAAAGACACGUCUAGUUAAGGAGCGUGAAAUUUCACAUUGGCAAAAUUUCAUAUUUUAUUUUUUCAUCACUUCAUGUCAACUAUUU
Messenger RNA from Habropoda laboriosa, 518 nucleotides. It is a transcript of the gene Pfdn1, whose product is annotated as prefoldin subunit 1. The record is from RefSeq and is a predicted model, not a curated record. Lineage: Eukaryota; Metazoa; Arthropoda; Insecta; Hymenoptera; Apidae. Gene Ontology annotation, cellular component: prefoldin complex; cytoplasm. The transcript is spliced from 2 exons. Gene Ontology annotation, biological process: protein folding. Gene Ontology annotation, molecular function: protein folding chaperone. The coding region runs from base 29 to 451 and encodes 140 amino acids.